AUGGCCAGCACUUCCUCGAUAUCAUUCCCAGCAACAUGCAGACCAUUACCAGCCGAUCUUUUCGCAGACAUUCGCUAUUUCAUCAAUGACGAUGUCGAUGAGCCUACGCAGCAAGAGAUCCGCUCACUUCUCUCACAAGGUGGCGCGCAGCAGCACGAUGAGCAAUCCAUACCGAGCAGCAGCCAACCAAACUUCAGCGAUGCUCGAUUCCGUCUCGACAGUAUCACGCAUGUCUUUGCUCUCAGCGUUGAUUUCCCCGAGUAUCAGGACUGCGUAGAGCCUACGCUUUCUCAGAAAGCCGCAACAUCCAAAGGACCUCUAGUCGUUACACCACAAUGGGUUCGCCGAAGUGCUCAGCUCGGUGUGCGUCUUAAGGAGGAUCGGUUCUCGUGCCGAAGUGAUAUGAUCUUUUCAGGCCUCACCGUCGCUGCCUCUAAAUCCGAACUCUCCAAAGCCGAUCGUGACCUGAUCAGCAGCAUCGUCGCCAACUAUGGCGGUCUCUGGCGUGAGGACCACUUUUUCGACGUCAACGUUUUUCUCACCACUGGCAUCUCCAGCACAAAACUCAACAAGAUCCUCGACGCUCCGGGCAAGGCCACCAUCUGUGUGGCACCGCAGUGGAUUAGUGACUCUUGGCGCUUACAGAAGCUGCUGCCAUUGGACUCAUACCAAUUUCUGCCGGGCCAGGACAAGAUGCCGCCGUGUUUCGCAGGACGAACGGCAAGCGGGUCGCCUCUCAGCUCGCCGAGAAAAGAUCGCGUUGCAAUGAGUCUGGUCGGGGAGACGAAUCGCUCCAUCUUUGACGCCUCGGCCAAGUCCAAUGGCCGCGAUCACGACAAGAACGUGUUUCGUGGCAUGAGCGUGCUGCUGGCUCGAGAUGUAUGCCGAGCCAGCGAGCAGCAGCUCCGAUCCUUGGAUCACUUCAUUCGACUGUCGGGGGGUACGUUGCGUCGUGCUCCCCACGAUCUGAAUGGCAUAGCACAAGCGGUACGCAACUCGGACUUUGUCGUGUGCAGGUAUCGAGAGGUGCAGGAGUUCCGCGAAGCAAUCCGACAGACCAAGCAGGUGGGCAAUCUGACCUGGCUCAUCUGGGUUGUCUCCAACGACGUAUUGAGCGACCCACGAGAAGAGCCUCUCCACUUUCCCGUACCGCGACACGGCAUUGCCGAGUUCAAGGACGCCACCAUCACCAUUUCUGGUUACCGCGGGACCACUCGCCAAUACCUUACCAAGAUGAUCAAACUCAUGGGCGCCACCUUCUCGGGUGCGCUGAGUGCGAGGACGAGCAUCUGUGUAGCUGCCAACCUCGACAGCGAAAAGACACAGAAGGCGAAAGAGUGGAAGGUACCCAUCGUUAAUCACAAGUACAUUGUUGAUUCGUUCCUCGCCUGGGCGCCCGUCGAACGCGCCAAGCUCAAGUACAUUGAUUUUCCGGAAGGCGUUGAUUACAAUGUGGAUGUGGGAGAUACAAGGGUGACGGAUGAGAGUCUUGGACCUUGGAUCGACGACGCGAUCAAUAACGACGAGCCGGAGGAUAUGCCUACGAGCGACCCUGUAGUUCCGAUGGCAGUGUAUGCGGCUACGGUGGCGUUGACAGCAACGCCUCCUCCACCGGCUUCAUCGGCAGUCCAAGAAGCAAGGGGGCCUCCAGCAGCGAGCGAGGACCUGAAGCCAGCCGCUACCCACGCAGCAUCGGCGGCCAUGGAAGCAAUGACGUCACCACCGGCUACGCCAUCGCUGCAGCAGGACGGUAACCGCUCGCACUUUGACGGAUCUACCACCAUGGACACGUCCUCCGAGAUGCCGAGCUCUCCCGGCGGUUCCGAAGACGCAACCGAGAACUUUUCUCUGAGUCCGCGAAAGAGCCCACUUUGUCAGCUGCGCACCAAACGCAGCCGAACUUCGAUCCUCCAAGACAGUCUCCAUCAGCGCACAUCUGAUCAAGUUGAAGCUAGGGCGGUCGAAGACGAACUCGACCUCGCACCGAUAAAGAAGUCGAGGAGAACCAACUCGGCUGGUGGCGAGCACAGCGAGGCUCACGUGCUCCCACGCAGCGGUGCGCCUGUUCGUGUCGCCACUAGCAACUACAAAUUGAAAAAGAGCGAGGAAAGCAAGCUCAAGGUUGUAGGGAUCGAACUGGUCGACGAUAUCGAACAGGCCGACGUGUUGGUCACACCGAAACUCUCGCGUUCACCCAAGAUGCUGUAUGCGAUCGCAUCAGGUAGCGUUGCUAUUGUCUCGCCUGACUGGCUGCAAGCCUGUCUCAAGACGCGCCAAUGCAUCGCCACUGAGGCGUCAUACGAGUUGAUCGAUCGAGAAGGCGAAAGGACGUAUGGUGUCGUGCUAGCCGAAGUGAUGCAGCGUCGUAAGGUGGAUUUCCCGCAUGGCAUCUACCAUGGGCACAAGUUUUGGCUGGCUCGAGGCGUGGACGAAAACGGAUCGGUUUCUACCCUCAUCCACGCAGCGGGAGGGCAAGUGCUACCGGUGCCGUUCGAUGAGGACAAACUGCUCUCAGAGCCAGAUCGGUAUCAUCUCAUCGUUGAUCAAGAACACACGAUUGAAUGGCGCGAUCUGAUCGGCCUGGCUACGACCAAGGGCGAACCGUUGCAGCUGUACAAGAAGCAGCUCAUUACCGAUGGCAUUUUCGAACAGCAACCACGAUGGGAUCGUCAGACAGUCGACGCUGCUACAGCGAGCGCCAAAGGGACCCCUACGAAGCGUGGACGGAGUGGUGCGGCGAAGCGUGCUGGUGGUCGAUGA
Molecule: messenger RNA, 2760 nt
Organism: Mycosarcoma maydis (corn smut)
Lineage: Eukaryota; Fungi; Basidiomycota; Ustilaginomycetes; Ustilaginales
Exons: 3
Coding region: 1-2760 (919 amino acids)
Biological process (GO): double-strand break repair; DNA double-strand break attachment to nuclear envelope
Cellular component (GO): nucleus; Cul8-RING ubiquitin ligase complex
Source: RefSeq, a predicted model, not a curated record